AUGUUCGCCCCAAAGACCUCGGCCGCGCCUGGCGGCCUCUCUAUUAACACCGGCUCUGCCAAUUCUUUGUUUGGCGGCGCCAACACACAAAGCUCAUCUACACCUGCGGCUACGGGAACUACUGGCAGUCUUUUUGGAAACAACAGUUCAACGCCUCAAAACAAGCCGGCGGGUAGCCUAUUUGGAGGAGGUCUGGGUGGUGGAAACACACAGCAGUCACAACCCACCGGAUCAAGCAUGUUCUCUGGUCUGGGUGGUCAGCAGCAACAGCAGCAGCAGCAGCAGCAGAGUGGGACGACUGGCGGUGGCCUCUUUGGAAGCUCGACCGCUGCAACAACACAACCUCAGUCGGGCGGCCUCUUCGGGACGGCGGGUGCCGGUGCUACCAACAGCACCACCCAGAGUGGAACUACUGGAGGACUUUUCGGCGGUGGACUUGGAGCCAGCACUACGACACAGACUCAACAGAAGCCUGCCUUUGGUGGUCUCGGUGGCUCGACCACUGGUGGCCUUUUCGGCGGCGCACAAAAUACACAGCAACAGCCCCAACAGCAACAACAACAAGCCCAAAAACCUACACUCUCUUUGUUCGGAAACCAAGGUGCAGCCCCGGGGGGCCCACAGCCGCUGCAGCAGAAUACCACGGCACCAAACGUGGUGCCUGGUGUGAAGAUCGAUGUCAGCAAUUUGUUACCAACCACCAAGUUUGACAACUGUGCGGAUGAGAUUCGAAACCAUAUCGAGAUCAUUGACAACUAUAUCCUCAACCAGAUGAAGGUGUGCCACGAGGUUGCGGAUAUGUUUCCCACCAUUGAGAAGCAGGGCUCGACGAUCCCCAACGACGUGGAGUUCGUGCAAGGCAAGCUGGAGACUAUUCAACAUGCCCUAGAGAAUGACGCUGGCGACAUUGAUCAGCUGCGUGGGCUGGUCGGCCGCGACGCAGCUGAGGCACAGGUCGCAUUCCGGGCCAUCGAUACCCUUAAGCUGCCUCUGCAGUACCAGUCUGCCAGCGGUGGUGGCUGGUGGUCGGCGCAAGAUCAAAAGGUCGACCGACGGUCUCUGCGGUCUACUCGCAAGAACACCCUUGCCCUUCCCGACGAUGUGGAGGGCGACCCAUCCACCGCAACAUCUGUCAACGGCGUACCUGUCAACCUGGUGGACUAUUUCUCACAGCGAUCCGACGAGAUGAGCACAGUACUUGAGCGGUACAAGGGCAACAUCAAGGAGAUUGAGGACCACCUGCACGGAGUUGAGCUUGCAUUGAACCGCCAAAUCAGCGAGUUCGUCAGCUCCAAGUCUCGUGAUGGUGCAGGUGCUGGGACCCCCAAGUCGGCCGUCAAUGAUCUGGCCGCGGUGCUGGGAGAUGUCGAGGCUGGUAUUAUGGGAGUCGCAGCCCGGCUGGGAGGUGUGCAGGAGCAGGUGCAAGAGACAACCCUCGGACCACUGUCUGUGGGUGAUCGGCUCGGAAUGAACUAA
This is a messenger RNA of Penicillium atrosanguineum, 1476 nucleotides long. RefSeq names its product nucleoporin FG repeat-containing protein. Gene Ontology annotation, molecular function: structural constituent of nuclear pore. The record is from RefSeq and is a predicted model, not a curated record. Gene Ontology annotation, cellular component: nuclear pore. The transcript is spliced from 3 exons. The coding region runs from base 1 to 1476 and encodes 491 amino acids. Gene Ontology annotation, biological process: nucleocytoplasmic transport. Lineage: Eukaryota; Fungi; Ascomycota; Eurotiomycetes; Eurotiales; Aspergillaceae.